Messenger RNA from Staurois parvus, 261 nucleotides. The record is from the annotation of a GenBank genome assembly. NCBI's taxonomy places the organism in Eukaryota, Metazoa, Chordata, Amphibia, Anura, Ranidae.
UUUUCUUUUUUAAAGCACUGCACUAGUUUAAUUGACAAUUGCAGAGUCAUGCAAUACGGUACAUAAAUAAAAUUUACAUCCUUUUUUUCACACAAAUGGAGCUUUCUUUCAGUGGUAUUUUAUCACCUGUAUGUUUUUUAUUUUGGUGCUAUAAACAAAAAAAAAUGAUAUUUUCUAAUUUCUGUCAUAAAAAAUAUCCAAAAAUUUUGUCAUAAAUUUAGGCCAAAAUGUAUUCUUCUACACAUAUAGUAAAAAAAAUAA